AUGUCGGCAAAAAAAGACACUUGCCAUAUUCCGGAACAUUUGGAAAUCAAACGACUGCCGGUGACGUUCGCCAUCCUGCUGCUGUGUGCCUCAAGCUGUUUAGCCAAGCCUUACCACCGGCCACCAGGCUACUAUGCGCCUGCACCUGUCGGUCACGACGGUCGCGUCGUCGACACGCCGGAGGUCGCCCAGGCCAAGGCCGCCCAUCUUGCGGCCUUCUCGAAGAUUGCUGCCCGGCCUGUGGCACACUAUCCCGGAGCUGAUCACUAUACGGCUGCUGGUGCUGCGCCUGCUGCCGCUUAUGGACCUUACUCCAAUCCUGGAUACUUCAGCAGCAGGAUCCAACACGGAGCUUACCCUUACCGCGGACCACCCGCUCCUCUCGCUCAUGACGGUCGCGUUCUUGACACACCCGAAGUAGCUCAAGCCAAAGCAGCCCACUUCGCAGCCUUCAGCCAAGCAGCUUCCCGUGCCUACGACGCCCCUCAGGCCUCAAACCAAAACGCUUACCACCACCAGCAAAGCGCCGAGGACUACGACUCGGGCGUCUACCACGCCAACAACGACGACGACGACGGCAGUGGUAGCGCCGAGGGCUACUACGACGGCCAGGCAUCCGCUCCGUAUCAGGGCCCUCCAGCUCCUCUUGCCCAGGACGGCCGCGUUAUCGACACCCCCGAGGUCGCCCAGGCUAAGGCCGCUCACCUUGCCGCUCUCCAGAGAGCUUCAUCGCAUCAGGCGGCCUACACUGCACCAAGGCCUUACUAUGCGGAUUAUUGAGGGUAGACGUUUAGAUGUAGAUUAAAGAUGCGUUAAGCUGAUUUCGGAAGCUCGAAGCGGCUUUUCAACAGAUACCGAUGUUCCUUUUCUUUCUUGCUUUCUUAUUUUGGGAAUCAGAUAUAGAUACGAAAAGAGAAUAAUUUUUUGAAUUUUACUGCAGCUUGUGAACGUUUUAGUUGAUUUAGAGAUAUAAUGCCGAUUUAACGAACUGAUAAUUUUUAAUAUUUGAGUAUUAACGGUUGAUUGACUUUAAGAUAACUACUACACGAUAUUAUGCUGUUUUAGUAGUGAGUAAAAAUAUAAUUGCUAUGAGAGAAUAUUUCAAUAGAAUAAUCAGUUUUCGAAAGAAUUUAUUUGUAAAUACAACUUUUGGUCCGGAGUUGUAAAAGUUGAUUGAUUAUUUAUAAACAAGUACGUUCUGAUUUGGUUUAUUAUAGAUUAUAGAGUAGAAGAUCAUUUUACAUACCCCAAAGGUUUGUAUAAUCGAGAAUAAUCGACACUUGAAAAUGUUAAAUUUAAAAAUAAAUUGUGAAGCAAAGUUUUAGAAAAACUUUGCUAUUUCUGUGAAUAUAUAUAUAUAGCAUAAGAUAUGU
This is a messenger RNA of Nasonia vitripennis (jewel wasp), 1373 nucleotides long. RefSeq names its product cuticle protein 5-like. The transcript has 3 exons. The record is from RefSeq and is a predicted model, not a curated record. Bases 1 to 780 code for a protein of 259 amino acids. Lineage: Eukaryota; Metazoa; Arthropoda; Insecta; Hymenoptera; Pteromalidae.